Molecule: messenger RNA, 3780 nt
Organism: Gambusia affinis (western mosquitofish)
Lineage: Eukaryota; Metazoa; Chordata; Actinopteri; Cyprinodontiformes; Poeciliidae
Gene: clcf1
Product: cardiotrophin-like cytokine factor 1
Exons: 3
Coding region: 41-1471 (476 amino acids)
Source: RefSeq, a predicted model, not a curated record
UAUUUUUUUACCCUCAACAUCGGAAUAAACAGAGCUGGAGAUGAUGAGCAGCUUUUCUAGAGUCCGUCAGCUGCUUGCGGUGCUGCUGGCUGCUGCCGUGGCAACGGCCGUGGAUCCUUCCCACAACCUGGCCAGCGAGAGAAGUUCGAUCGAAAGCACAUAUGAACUGACCAAAUACCUGGAGUACCAGCUCAAGGAAAUCAAAGACGUAUAUCUGACAUAUCUGGGCCCGCCGUUCAAUGAGAAAGACUUCUCUCCUCCUCGGCCCAACAGCACGGCUCUGACUCUGCCGAGUGCCGCCACCCGACUGGAGCUGUGGCACGGCCUGGAGAACCAAGCCCGACUCGCACAGAACCAGAGGGCCUACUCUAUCCUGCUGGCUGCUGUCAGAGAGCUGGCCCGCUCCACCCUCUGCCCGUCCCUCAAAACAUCCCUGCUGCACUUCUGCACAGGCCUGGAUGGACUUCUCGGCUCCAUUUCCGCACUGAUGAACUCCCUCGGUUACUCGUCCCCCCCUCAAGCUGCGGCUGGCGAGCUGCAGUUCCCGCAGAGGGGCACGGGGAGCAACCGGCCUGCUCCGCUCAUGAGCCAGAGCCUGUACCGAUCCAGAGAUGGGUCAAGGACAGAGGCCAGUCAGCGUGGCAGCCAGAGAAGAAGUCGGAUAAAGAUGGUCAGAGAGAGGGAAGACGGCGACCAGAUAGAUAGAAGAAGAGGGAGAACGGGGAAGAAAUCGGAGGCAACCACUGCUGUGGGGCGGAGUGGUGGACAGAGGGAGAAGGGAAGAGGAGAACGAGUGAGAAGAGAGGAGAGGGAAGAGCAAGAGGAUGUGCAGGAGCUGAAGGAAGAGGUGGAAAACUGGGGCAGAAGGAGAAGGUUGUUGAGUAUAGAAGAGAAUGAGGAUGAGAAGGACAGGGAGACUAAAAUCAGAGUUGAAGUGUCGUAUCUGGGCUCUGGAGAAACCAUAAACCAUCAGGAAAUGAACAACCAGUACAGCUUCAGUCUGAACUCAGAUCACCGAGACGCCCUCAGAGAUGACGGAUUUAUUUUAGAAACAAACAGCAGAUUCGUUUUAAAGGGAGAAAAGGACACAGAUAUGGACUCGGCCUCCUCUUCCUCCUUCCAGCACCACCAACGGCAUCCUCGCUCUCUUCUCUACCCCACCCUCCCGCCUCCUCUCUCCACGCUCUCGCUCCUGUACCAGUUCGGAGUGGGUGAGGAGCACACCCUGCUCCCCCAGCCUGUCCCUCUUUCUCUACAGAGGGGCACCUCCCUUCUCUCUCCUCCUCUGAGUCCACUGCUCUCCUCUUCGUCCUCCUCCCCGUCCACCUCCUCGUCACUCCUGGCAGCUCGGCCAACGAUGAACGAUUUUGCAAGGAAGGUGGAGGGCUUCUGGAUCCUGCGAGAGCUGCAGAGCUGGCUGUGGAGAUCAGCCAAGGACUUCAACCGUCUCAAGAAGAGACUCCGAGGCUGAGACGUUUAGGCCGCCCGGACAAGGAGACAAAGACUCAUAAAAGUACAGCAAGGCGGAAAUCUAUUGUUUUCACAAAGUCUGAGAGGAAGCAACCGAGAUCUCUCUAAGCACAUUACCACAUCUAUACUGAACACAUCCAUUCAUCCCAUACUGGAACCAGUGGAUAAAGGACUUUUUUGGUUGGUCACCAUUCCUGCUACUGGAACAUAAAGCACACAAAGCCAUGACAAGACUGUUCUGACCGCACAUUGGAGGUUAUUGAGAUAAACUCACUGAGACUGGGUCUGAGUUACCGGACUUCACAGCUCAUAGAUCAACAGAAAAACCACUGUAGGUGGUUGGGCUUGAACAACACAGACACGCAACGCAGCCUGGCCGGGUGACCGGCAGCGAGACAGACAGUGCACUCAUUGUGCACAAGCUGAUUCAGUGACCUCACAUGUGUGAAUCAGCAAAUAUCCACUUUCUCUAAAGGAAGAAGGAAAAAAAAUAUGAAUGGGCAGAAGACAAGAGGAGGAGGAAAAAUGCCCAGAGGAACGAUUGAGGCAGAGAGGAGGCAUGAGUCAGGGAGUGAUCACGUCUAGUAACCAGCAGAAGGGUAUUGCUGAGUAAUUAUUGAGGAAAUUGUAGUUUACCGUAAUCGCACAACAGAACCACACAUACAGUCCAAGCUGAGCGGCGAAACACAUUUUUUGCCUCUGUUUUAGAUUUGGUGCUCACAACUUAAGCUUUAAUCUACUCAGAUAUCACCACUUCUUAUAGUCUCCAGAAUUUAAAGGCUAAAAAUAAAAACUUAAAGCAUUCUUGCAGUUCUGCUGCAUCAUAUUUUAAAUUAGUGGAGGCCCUUUCCCUUACAAUAACUUUUAUCUUAUCAAAAAUAAAAUAAAUACAGAUCUUUUUUGGCCAACCUAAUUGGGAAACUAGUGACUAUUUAACUACAUUAGUUAACUACUACAGUGGUUAAUGUUAAAAGGCAAGUUCAGACCUUUUAGUUUUUGUUUAUUCAGAUGAUAUUUGUUUGUGCUUUGAUAAAAUUAACUUAAUUUUUCUGUUGUAAAAAAAACAAAAUUUUUCCCAAGUUUCAAAUGAAACUAUUUCAUCAUAUCAGUUUUGCUAAACUACAUCUUAGCACUUUUUUUAUAAAUAGUAAAAUCCAGAUUUUCAGAAAGCCCAAGAUUUUUUUCCUAUUCAUUAAUGAAAAAAAACUACAAAAAUCUCUUUCAAAUGGUUUAUUUGGCAUGUGGUUUUUUUAAAUGCUACAUGUGCACAAACACACUAAAAUCAAAAACUGUAAUAUCUAUAUUUUAGCUAAUUGUUUACAUUACAGGACCAGAACUUGCUAACUGAAUUGAUUAGCUACAUGCAGUAUUAGUCUAUAUUUCUCCUUCCUGUUGAGCUUCUAAAUGCAUAUGCCAUUGCAUCUGUAGCUAUUUGCAAACAAAGUGUUAGCACACCAAAGCUGACACAUUCUUCUAGUCUGCAAAAUUUGUAAAAUUAUGUUCACUAGAUCCUACUUAGGGAAACUGCAAGCAGUGAUAGCGAUCAAUAAACUUCAAUAAACAAAGCUUGUCAAAAAGUUUUGUUUAUUCAAGGGGAAUGCAAAAAAACAGAUUACAAGAAAACUCAUAAUAUUAAUCCAGCAUUCAACUUCUAUUCUUACAAAUAAACAUGCAUCUUACAUAAUCUCCCUUUCUAAAGAACAACUAAAGUGGUUAGAUGUUUAGAGCAAUGCACCCAGUAAAUACACGCAAAUAUUAUUAAUCGAACAUAUCUUAAAUUGACUUAUUUUUAGCUGCACAGGAUUGUAGAGAUAUUGCUCAAGUGUAGCCCAAUAAGGGGUUUCAAAUAACUUGUCCUUCAUUUUGCCCCGUGGCACUUCAGAGUUUAACAGCUGGAGUAUUUAAGCCAUAUGCUGGAAAGAAAAACUGAAGUAAAUCAGUGAACUCAAUGCCUUAUGCCUUCAACUAGCCUUCAGACUGGAUCACUUAAGACACAUGCUUGUGCCAGGUGUUAUGACAGCAAGUUCAAGACAUGCUCACCACUCUGAUAUUCACUUUUCAAAAUGUUGAAGUAAUGCUGUAAGUUGGCUUCACAUUCCUAAACUCAAACCACUCAGCUUUCCCUCCAAGCAAGUUAAAACAUUUUGUUUUCAGAAUAAAUUUGUCGUCAUGUGUUUGAAAUGUGCGCUGUUAUGGCCAAAGGUUACGGAUCAUAUUGCCAUUAUUUAUUGAACAAAAAUGUUUAUUUAUUUUUCCCUGUGUGAUAAUACUGUAUUGUAACUUGAGAGAGAAUAAAUACUAGGUUUUGUA